CAUGGUUGACAGUGAGGCAGCAGCAGUGGCAGCAAUGAUGGCUCACAGCUUCACUCAGGAGUAUUUCCAGAUUCCCGUGGUGACUCGAGCGUACACAACUGCCUGCGUCCUCACCACUGCUGCUGUGCAACUUGAGGUUAUCACCCCCUUUCAGCUCUACUUUAAUCCAGAACUGAUCAUCAAAAGAUACCAGAUAUGGCGCCUGAUCUCCAGCUUCCUCUUCUUUGGUUCUCUGGGAUUCAGUUUUAUGUUCAACAUCAUCUUUCUUUACCGAUACUGCCGGAUGCUGGAAGAAGGCUCUUUCCAGGGAAGGACAGCAGAUUUUGUUUUCAUGUUCCUGUUUGGAGGAAGCGUGAUAACUCAGCUGUUGGGUGUGUUUGCCAAUGUCUUCUUCCUGGGUCAAGCCUUCAUCAUUAUGCUGGUGUAUGUGUGGAGUAGAAGACAUCCCCUCAUACGAAUGAACUUCUUUGGCCUCCUGAGCUUUCAGGCCCCAUUUCUCCCCUGGGUGCUCAUGGGAUUUUCGCUGCUGCUCGGAAACUCCAUUGUGGUCGACCUCCUGGGUAUCAGUGUUGGUCACAUGUACUACUUCCUGGAAGAUGUGUUUCCAAACCAGCCAGGGGGAAAGAAGCUGCUGAUGACACCAGGGCUUUUGAGGACCAUGUUUGACAGGCCGGAGAACCCAGACUACCGCUCCCUCUAUGAAGAGCAGCGGGUUGGAGAACUGCAGCAGGACGACUAACAGCACCCAGACCCCCAAAAUCAAGAGAAACCAGUGUGGAGUCCAGUGUCCUUACAGAGGAAAGUUGAUGUGAAGGACUGACCUUUUCUAAUGACAUGACAGUCAGUGUGUUUAUUUUAACCAUGCAACAUUCAUUUGAUAACACAGGAGGACAGAAAUGGCUUUGGUUAUCUACUAAGAAGGCUGUGCUCUAUGUACAGUGCAUCCAGAAAGUAUUCACUCCGCUUCGCUUUUUGCACAUUUUGUUAUGUUACAGUCUCAUUCCAACAUAGAUUAAAUUCAUUUUCCCCCUCAAAAUUCUACAAAAAAUAACCCAUAAUG
Messenger RNA from Scatophagus argus, 1060 nucleotides. RefSeq names its product derlin-2-like. Gene Ontology annotation, molecular function: misfolded protein binding; ubiquitin-specific protease binding. The transcript is spliced from 7 exons. Gene Ontology annotation, biological process: endoplasmic reticulum unfolded protein response. The record is from RefSeq and is a predicted model, not a curated record. Gene Ontology annotation, cellular component: Hrd1p ubiquitin ligase ERAD-L complex; endoplasmic reticulum membrane. The coding region runs from base 2 to 739 and encodes 245 amino acids. NCBI's taxonomy places the organism in Eukaryota, Metazoa, Chordata, Actinopteri, Scatophagidae.